AUGGAAGCCUCCCUUUCGGCUAGCACUUUUCAAAAAGCUGUCACAGAAGAACACUCGCGCAGUGAAAUGAAGGACCGGGAAGAAAAAGGUGUGUCGUUCUCUGUGGUAGAGAAGGAUUCUCAUUCGGCUGGAUCGGAAGCCUUGAAGCUGCCUGUAGUGUCUGACCCAUCUGUCCUGCAGAAGACCAACACUGAUUGCACCACUGGCAUUCACGUGCCAUCCAACGAGAUGUCUUCUCGGUCGUCGUCCUCUGGAGGGAUUCCCGCUGUUUCAGGGAACAAUCAGGAGCACAAUGGCACUCCCUCGUCCUCCACAAAUACAUGUAGCAACAAAAUUCUCUCCACAGCUGGACAAUACGACACGAAGGGCAUCGUUCCGCCGCUGAUUACACAAGAUCCAGAAACCGAGGAGAAUGGUACUUCUGAUAUCUUGAGUGCAUCUAUUCAAAAGCGAGUAGUAAGUAACACCAGCGACCGCAAAACAAUUGAGGCGCACAAGGAGUCUCGAAACGACCUUCAAAAAGCCACGCCACCCGCCGUCAACAACGUCCAAGACCCUGUUGGGACUGAGACAACCACUGGUAUUUCAAGUAUUGACAACAUGAACGAGAGUGUAAUCGUGUGUCAAGACGCAGAACUCAGGUCGGAGCUCAAAACAACAAACUCGACAGAGAGCCACAAAUGCGAAUUUGUGGGGGCAUCAGACGCAUUGGAUUCGCAACGAACAUCUUCACCACCAGCCACGACAGAGAAAUCAACAAUUGAUGAAGCACAGCCGAAAAUGAUGAAGCAAGGAACACCAAGCUCGUCUCCACGCCAGGACAAUCCCAAAUCCAAGCACAAUCUCGUCAGUAGCAAAGGUACUUCAUCAUCGAUGCAUAACCCCAGUGUUGUUCUCUUGAAACAACACACUCUGCCAGAAAGUUCGCAGACAGCACCCUCUGCAUCAUCAUUUCUCCCCACUAGAAGAAGCAGUACGAUGGGGGCGAUACCAGAAGAAGGGAACAUGGAAAUAAACAUUCAGAAGAAGUCGGUGUCAGCAAACAAAGAAGCAGAUGACAUUCUUGCUAGUCUGACUUCUUUGUCACAGUCCCUUACUCGAAGCACGAGUGAAGGCGCGCUCGGAGCAGGGGCUGAUGGCAGGCCCAACACGUUUCAAAGCCACAGCACCAUUGCUUCGAACAAGAGCUUUUUUGGGAACUAUCCUUCAUUCCCUCUGUCCAGCUCUCACAAAAGUGCCAGUACCAUCCUCACCGGUUCAUCAACCGCUUUUGUGCAACCGGGAAGUGGAGUGGACUUCGGCCGCGUGAGCCAGACUGCAGGACUGGGAUCUUCUGCGUAUGCCGCUUUGGCGAAUGCCGUACGAAAGAAUGAAUUUUCUGGGAAAAAUAUGUCCUCCGCUCAAAUGUUAAGUGGCCAUGUACUCCAGAUUGAGGAAGGCUACAAUACCUACAACGCCACAACAGAGUAUAGCAGCAGUUUUGGAAAGAAAACAGGUAUUGCACAAGAGAGAAAAUGGGCAGCUAGUGCCAACGAUGAGUACCACCGGACUGGCGGCGACGAGAACUACGGAAACACACACAGAAUUCACGCAGACGACCAGGUGCUGAUGUUGCCUCUCGAAAGCAUCAAAUCCGGUGGGUGCGCCGCGGCGAACUUCAUGAACACUGCAGAUGGAGUUGCUAGAGCUAUUAACGAGAACGGAGCCUUCCAAACUCACGUAGGAAUGUCCGGGGUAGCUUUUCAGACUGGAAGUACAGCUGCCGCCGCGGCUGCUGUGCUCGCUCAGCAAGAGAGUCGUCCUCUUCUUCUUACACGUUUCGAAAUGCUCGAGGCUUACGCCAAAGGGCGCCUGUGUCUGAGCUGCGAUUCAAAGAGCCACCGAAUGCCGAGUUGCCCAUUUGGCGAGUUCGUCUGUCCCAACUGCCACCGAUCCUCGCACAGGGGUGAAGAGUGUCCACUCCGCUGCCGCUUUUGUCAGCAGUUGCACGUCGGCAUUUCCGUCACGGUCUGCAUUAAGCGCUUUCGGGGACCUCUAGAAGCCCUUUUAGGCAUAUCGUUACCACUUCGAGACCUGCAGCCGGCGUCAUUACUAUCGAUGGGUACCCCAGCGUCGCCUCUUGGACAAGCGGCGCUCACUCGCCCAAACAGCGCUUUCGGGAGAAGUGUUUACGUGUCGAAUUUGCCGCCCAACACGACCCAGGAGACUCUUGCAGCAGCCGUUGAUGCUCUCUUGACCAAGGGUAGAAUCAUGCAGGUGGAUCUCCAUGAGAAGCACGCAUUUGUGCAACUGAGCACCCUAGAAGCUGCGUUCGAACUGGUCGACAAGCGCCGUCAACUUCAGAUUCGAGGAGUGACUUUGAAGGUACAGUUCAAGAAAACGGGUGUCUUCAAUAAUGCGAUGCCCCACGGUUCGGCGACUGUCCCCUGCGCACUUCCUGGUGGAACGAACACCGGCACGACCCCCAUUGCUUCCGCAUUCUCGCCAAACACAGCUUACAACAACGGAAACCAGAGCGGAACGUCAGCCGUAACGCCCCUAUCUGCUGCGUCGUCCCCCACGGGCGCAUUCGGAGCUGGAGCCUCUCCAACCUUUUCGCCCUCACUCAACUCUCUUUUAAUUUUCCUUGGGCCUCCUGCAUCCCCUUCUGUUUCAGAAAUAUGCGCCCAGGUCGCAGCAAAGCUGAAAGAGGAUCUCCACAUGGGUCUGGUGACGGCCCAGCAGCAAUCUCCAAGCGUCUCCGGAGGCGCAAGUCGGACAACGCCUCCGAUGCGUCUCGCUCAGUGCUCAGCCUCGCAGAAAUUUCACGAACUUCAGCAGUUAUCUGGAAUCGUGUCUGUUCCGCUCGAUGCCCCCUCCCCGCAGUCCACCACGGUGGCGGCGCUGUUCUCUGCAGCGGCGGCGGCGGCAGCGAACUGCCAAGCAUCUGCAGAGGGAGGCAGCGCUUCGGCUUUUUCGUCUACCGUUCUGCAAAGACUGGCACCCGCUAAAAACGCUCUUUACAAUCCCCCCAGUUCUACCCAGAAUUCCGCACUGGUGUCUGCGGCAGCUCAGUAUGUGGCAAACUCUCUGUUGGGUCCUUCAUCAUGCGGGUCCAAUGACGUGACACGAGCAGGCAUCCAAAGUGGCCACUCCACCUCAACGAAAACCGGUUCAUGCACGUUUGAGAGUCACGCUCAACCGUCUUCGUCCAUUCAGGACGCCCAUCCCGACGCACAUUCAUCUCUCGCUGGUGAAAAGGAGUUACUUUUGCAGUUGCUUCAACAUGAGCAGGAGAAAAGCCAGCAUCGCAGGAAGUCCAACGUUGAAAAAAGCCAAAACUCUCUGCAACAACCGGCUCUCUUGACGGAGACCCUCAUGCGAGCAGCCGCAGCGGCUGCAGGUGCCAAUCCUGUCAGUCUUUUUCACGGAGGAGGAGACGGCGUGGAGGGGACGGGAACAAGAGGAGGAACGUACGCUCGCAGGCAGGUGCAGCUCCAGUUGCAGCAACUUGAAGAGUUGCAGAAACACCAGGUUGGGAGUGGGAGCCAACAGAGACAUCAAACGCAGGUAUCUGGAGCUCUGGAUCAGCAAUUGUGUCUUCAGUGGAAGAAACAAAAGCAAAACAGUGGGGUUACGCAGGGUGUUUGCUCAGAGACCAGAAGUGGCCAGCACCUGGCAAACACGCAAGGCGAAGAACAAGGACCAAAUGAGAACAUGACCUUUUCCCAAGACGGGAUCCCCUCGCCAUCUUCUGGUCUUAACCUAGCUGCCGAUAACGUCUACAAUCACUCGAAGACUUUGUCCUCUCGUGCUGUCGCCCUGAAAGCCUUGCAAGGCUACGCGAGUAUAGACGGAUCUGGAAGCGCCGGCACAGUGCUGAAGAACGGAGGAGGAAAGAACGGGAUACAGAUGACACCGUUUUCUCGCAGUAACGCGGAGAGCAAUGCAAUGAAAAUGCUCUGCACAAACGGCCGAAAAAUGUCGAACUUUUCCGCGCAGAAUGUGGUGAACUCCACUUGUGCGAGCCUGCAGCAUCCGGCUUCCUGGGGCCGAAUCCCGACAGGCAUUGCCGCAACUUCUGGAAGCGCUCAAGAAACAGUUCUCUCGAUGGAUCCAGAAGAGGAAGACCAGCACUUUGCCUCUGCUAGCCUAGAGGAAAAUGGCAUGGGAAAAGCGAAUUUCCUCUUUGAGGUGCAGCAGCAAAAACAGCAAAAGAAUGGGGGAGGCUGCUCCGGCUUCUUCCCUUCUCUCCUUUCAACAGAGAGUACGACCAUGUGCUCUCAAGAAGCGGCCAUGAUGGCGACCAAAAAUCCCAGCAACCGCAUGCAGUUUCAAACAGGUACUUUCCAUCAUCACAGCCUCGGAGUUCAACCCAACUACCCAGAGGACUCGGAUGCGUCUUUGCCGUACCCGCACGCUGGCGCACACAGGAACGGGGGCCUGCUCGAAACAAGAGAAGAAACUGAUGAGCUGUACACGUCUCAUCAGCAUGACUUGAGUGCAUUUCUCUCUAUGAGCUCUAACAGUAAAGGGCUUCUGACAGGAACGACAAAGGCUGUCGGUUCCCUGGGGGCCGCCAGCAAAACGGUGACACCGCCAGUCACAACCAGUCGCAGUGCUCAAAAGGCAUCUCAGCUCUCCGUUGGAGCAGAGGCAACAGACACAACUUCCGCUGGAGUUCCAGGAUCUCAGAGAAGCUCCAACUCUGCUAUGGUGGCGAGUGGCGAAGCAACGCAGCAGCUUCUCGAUGUCGCGGCGACUCUCAUGCACAAGGCUGUGGAGGAAACUACUGAUGUCGAAGAAAUUGCACAACAACUCUACCAAACAACUCGCGAUCUCCCCCAAGAAGCAGUCCACCAGUUACUGCUUACACUAGCGACCAGCGGAGGCCAGUCGAGCCCCCCAAGUACUUCGGGCUUAGGCAGCACACCGAAGAAACCGGAAGACAUCAGCAGCACACCGCUAAACCCAGCAGCGACUCCUUUUCUCGUCCACUAG
Toxoplasma gondii ME49 is the source of this 4980-nucleotide messenger RNA. RefSeq lists its product as hypothetical. The record is from RefSeq and is a predicted model, not a curated record. The transcript is spliced from 9 exons. NCBI's taxonomy places the organism in Eukaryota, Apicomplexa, Conoidasida, Eucoccidiorida, Sarcocystidae. The coding region runs from base 1 to 4980 and encodes 1659 amino acids. Gene Ontology annotation, molecular function: RNA binding.